GUUGCAAAAAUAAGUAUUGUGUAACCGAAAGUCACUGUGGUGAUUCGACGUUAUGUUGCCUCUCCAACAAAUGUGUUGAUCGUGGUUGUUCUGGCUGUGCUUUCGACUCGGACUGUAGUUCUGGUCAUGUGUGCUGUAAGAAGAGUUUUCCAAAACCUCAAACUGUCUGUGCUGAAAAAUGUAUUGAUCAGGAUUGUAAAAACAACGACGACUGCGCUGGGCGUGGGGAAUGUUGUCGUGGUGGUAAGUGUGUUGGUUUCACAUCGUGUACGGUGAACUGUAAGGCGAACUCGGAAUGCGAUUCGGGGAAGUAUUGUUGCAAGAAGGAACCUGUUCUUGUGUUUUGGAAAGGUCGUUGUCGUGAAACUUGCUUUCGUGAGGAUUGUAGCUCAGAUGAUGACUGCGGACCACCUAGUGAAUGCUGUAUUGCUGGAAAAUGUGCAAAAGAAGGUUGUCGUCCAGAGUGUGCUAGUAACUCGGACUGUUCGUCAGGUUUUUACUGUUGCAAGAACCAAUACCCAAACGGAGAAGCUAGCAAGUGCCUUUCGGACUGUUCAAUUGAAGGAUCCCAUCACUCCAGCGAUGAAUCUUCUCCACCGUGGCGUAUUGCUGUUAUAGUCAUCGCUGGAUUUAUCGCUCUUGGCGUAUCCAUUUCCGUGUAUUGGUGUUAUAAAAGAAAACGACCAAGCAACGCAAAUCAGGUCAACAGAGGAUCUCUGCAAAACACCCAGAAUCAAGGAACAGUAAUUACAAAUCUGAAACCUAACCCUCAGUUUACUGGCUUUAACAACCCUACACAACAGCAAGCUACUGCAUUUUCUCCUCAUUCUGGCACAGAUCGAUAUCGCGGACGACACGACACACUUGACAACGAUGGAUACGUGAUCAGUCCUCAUGAUGAAACCUACGAGUACCCUGAUGUUGGACAAGUUACCCAACGACAAGCUGGUCCCCAUCCACAAAAUGCCUUCAAUCCUCGUGAUAAUCCACCUCCGUAUCCUGGCAAUCAUCCUUGA
Molecule: messenger RNA, 1016 nt
Organism: Paramuricea clavata
Lineage: Eukaryota; Metazoa; Cnidaria; Anthozoa; Malacalcyonacea; Plexauridae
Source: the annotation of a GenBank genome assembly